Solanum dulcamara is the source of this 3933-nucleotide messenger RNA. Its product is annotated as putative disease resistance protein RGA4. The record is from RefSeq and is a predicted model, not a curated record. The transcript has 2 exons. NCBI's taxonomy places the organism in Eukaryota, Viridiplantae, Streptophyta, Magnoliopsida, Solanales, Solanaceae. Gene Ontology annotation, biological process: defense response to other organism. Bases 164 to 3130 code for a protein of 988 amino acids. Gene Ontology annotation, molecular function: ADP binding; protein binding.
AGUAAAAAAAUAAAAAAAGUCAAUAGCAAAAGAAGUUAAUACGGACGGAGAAUUCCGGCAAUUAAGAGUGUCGGUAUGUGCAGUUUUCAUGAAAUAUAAAGUCCACACACUGCUCAACUGAACAAACCAACCACUUUGAAUUGCCCAAUAUUUCUAUACAUUGAUGGCGGAAGCUUUCCUUCAAGUUCUGCUACAAAAUAUCACUUCUUUCAUCCAAGAUAAACUUGUAUUGCUUUUCGGUUUCGAAAAGGAAUUUGAAAAGCUCUCGAGUGUGUUUUCCACAAUUCAAGCUGUACUUCAAGAUGCUCAGGAGAAGCAAUUGAAGGACAAGGCAAUAGAGAAUUGGUUGCAGAAACUCAAUUCUGCUGCCUAUGAAAUUGAUGACAUAUUGGGCGAAUGUAAAAAUGAGGCAAGAAGAUUCGAACAAUCUCGAUUAGGGUUUUAUCAUCCAGGAAUUAUCAAUUUCCGUCACAAAAUUGGGAAAAGGAUGAAACAGAUAAUGGAGAAACUAGAUGCAAUUGCCGAGGAAAGAAGCAAGUUCCAUUUCCUUGAAAAAAUUACCACAGAGAGACAAGCCGCCUCUUCGCGUGAAACAGGUUUUGUUUUAACUGAACCAAAAGUCUAUGGAAGGGACAAAGAGGAGGAUGAGAUUGUGAAAAUCCUGAUAAACAAUGUUGAUGUUGCCCAAGAACUUCCAGUCUUCCCUAUAAUUGGUAUGGCGGGACUAGGAAAGACGACACUUGCCCAAAUGAUCUUCAAUGAUGAGAGAGUGACUAAGCAUUUCAAUCCCAAAAUAUGGGUUUGUGUCUCAGAUGAUUUUGAUGAGAAAAGGCUAAUUAAGACAAUUGUUGGAAAUAUUGAAAGAAGUUCUCAUGAUGUCGAGGACUUGGCUUCAUUACAGAAGAAGCUUCAGGAGUUAUUGAAUGGAAAACGAUACUUGCUUGUCUUAGAUGAUGUUUGGAAUGAUGAUCUAGAAAAGUGGGCCAAGUUGAGAGCAGUCUUAAACGUUGGAGCAAGAGGUGCUUCUAUUCUAGCUGCUACUCGUCUUGAAAAGGUUGGAUCAAUUAUAGGAACGUCGCAACCAUAUCAUUUGUCAAAUUUGUCUCCACAUGAUGGUUUACAGUUGUUUAUGCAACGCGCAUUUGGGCAACAAAGAGAAGUGAAUCCUAAUCUAGUGGCCAUUGGAAAGGAGAUUGUGAAGAAAUGUGGUGGCGUUCCUUUAGCAGCCAAGACUCUUGGUGGUCUUUUACGCUUCAAGAGAGACGAAAGUGAAUGGGAACAUGUGAGAGAUAAUGAGAUUUGGAGACUGCCUCAAGAUGAAAGUUCUAUUUUACCUGCCCUGAAACUGAGUUAUCAUCACCUUCCACUUGAUUUGAGACAAUGCUUUGCGUAUUGCGCGGUAUUCCCAAAGGACACCAAAAUGGUAAAGGAAAAUCUCAUCAAUCUCUGGAUGGCACAUGGUUUUCUUUUACCAAAGGGAAACUUGGAGCUAGAGGAAGUGGGUAAUGAAGUAUGGAAAGAAUUAUACUUGAGGUCUUUAUUCCAAGAGAUUGAAAUUAAAUCCGGUAAUACUUAUUUCAAGAUACAUGAUCUCAUCCAUGAUUUGGCUACUUCUCUGUUUUCAGCAAGUGCAGCAAGCAGCAAUAUUCGCGAAAUAAAUGUAAAAGGUUACACACAUAUGAUGUCCAUUGGUUUCGCUGAAGUGGUGUCUUCUUACUCUCCUUCGCUCUUGAAAAAGUUUGUCUCGUUAAGGGUGCUUAAUCUAAGUUACUCAAAACUUGAGCAAUUGCCCUCUUCCAUUGGAGAUCUAUUACAUUUAAGAUACCUGGACCUGUCUCGCAAUAACUUUUGUAGUCUUCCAGAGAGGCUAUGCAAGCUUCAAAAUCUGCAGACUCUUGAUCUACAUAAUUGCUACUCACUUUAUUGUUUGCCAAAACAAACAAGUAAACUUGUUAGUCUCCGAAAUCUUGUACUUGAUGGCUGUCCAUUGACUUCUACUCCACCAAGGAUAGGAUUGUUGACAUGCCUUAAGACUCUAGGUUGCUUUAUUGUGGGAAGGAAGAAAGGUUAUCAACUUGGUGAACUAAAAAACCUAAAUCUCUAUGGCUCAAUUUCAAUCACACACCUUGAGAGAGUGAAGAAUGAUACGGAUGCAGAAGCCAAUCUAUCUGCAAAAGCAAAUCUGCAAUCUUUAAGCAUGAGUUGGUAUAACGAUGGACCAAACAGAUAUGAAUCAGAAGAACUUAAAGUGCUUGAAGCCCUCAAACCACACCCCAAUCUAAAAUAUUUAGAGAUCAUUGCCUAUGGAGGAUUCCGUUUUCCAAGUUGGAUAUAUUACUCAGUUUUGGAGAAGGUCGUCUCUAUUAGAAUUAAAAGCUGCAAAAACUGCCUGUGCUUACCACCCUUAGGUGAGCUACCUUGUCUAGAAAGUCUAGAGCUACAAUAUGGGUCUGUGGAGGUGGAGUAUAUUGAAGAGGAUGAUGUUCAUUCUAGAUUCUCCACAAGAAGAAGGUUUCCAUCCCUGAAAAGACUUCGUAUAUGGUUCUUUCGUAAUUUGAAAGGGUUGGUGAAAGAGGAAGGAGAAGAGAAAUUCCCCAUGCUUGAAGAAAUGGCAAUUUUAUAUUGCCCUAUGUUUGUAUUUCCAACCCUUUCUUCUGUCAAGAAAUUAGAAGUUCAUGUUGGCACAAAUGCAACAGGUUUGAGCUCCAUAUCUAAUCUUAGCACUCUUACUUCCCUCCGCAUUGGCGCUAACUACGAAGCGACUUCACUCCCAGAAGAGAUGUUCAAAAGUCUUACAAAUCUCGAAUACUUGAGUUUCUUUGACUUCAAGAAUCUCAAAGAGCUGCCUGCCAGCCUGACUAGUCUCAAUGCUUUGAAGCGUCUCCAAAUUGAAAGUUGUGACGCACUAGAUAGUCUCCCUGAACAAGGGCUGGAAGGUUUAACUUCACUCACUCAGUUAUUUAUUAAAUACUGUAAGAUGCUAAAAUGUUUACCCGAGGGAUUGCAGCACCUAACAGCCCUCACAAAUUUUGGAGUAACUGGUUGUCCAGAACUGGAAAAGCGCUGUGAUAAGGAAAUCGGAGAAGACUGGCACAAAAUUGCUCACAUUCCAAAUCUGGAUAUUCGUUAGUCUUAUUGUCGUUGUUUCUUGGGUUCUUUGUUUGUGAGUUUCCCACACAGGUUACAUUCCUGCCAUUGGAUGUAAUGCUGUGAUUUUCUUUUGGAAACAAAUCAACGAUUAAGAUCUAUUUGUACUGUUACUUAUGACGUAAAAUCCAUUCCCUGUACUUGCUCAUGUUGUAUUGAUAUGCACUAUUUCUGAUUAUCCUCUACCAGAGGUAGUGUUGAUAAGGAUACAAAGGAGUCUAUACUGCAACUGUUAGGGUAUGAAAUGGGGGAAUUGCCUUUCAAAUAUCUUGGUGUACCACUCUCUACCAAGAGGCUCGCUAUUCCGCAAUGCCAACCUCUGUUGCUAGGAUUACUACCUGGAUGGCAAGGGUCCUAUGCAGGCAGACUUCAAUUGAAGUCGAAGCGUAUUGGACACAACUAUUUCUGCUACCUCAGAAAGUAAUCAGAUUGGUGGAAGUUAUAUGUUGAACAUACUUGUGGACUGGAGAAGUAAAUAUAUCCAAGAGGGCACUGGUCUCAUGGGACAGAGUAUGCUUACCCAAAAGUGCAGGAGGGCUGAAAAUUUGGAAUCACGCAGCCAUCUGCAAGCUGUUCUGGGGAAUGAAUGUGUCCUAUCACCUAUGUAAUUUGGCUGAUGAAACUGCUCAACAUAUAUACUUUGAAUGUUCCUAAUCUAGAGCUGUUUGACAGAAUAUCUUACAUGGAUGAAAUGGACUAGAACCAUAUUAAAGCUGUUUGGCUUCAUAACAAACAUUAUAUAGUAAUGGCCUAGUCCAACUUGGUCUUCAUACCCAUAUUCUAUUU